Drosophila kikkawai is the source of this 799-nucleotide messenger RNA. RefSeq names its product mediator complex subunit 21 (gene MED21). Gene Ontology annotation, biological process: regulation of transcription by RNA polymerase II. Gene Ontology annotation, cellular component: mediator complex. NCBI's taxonomy places the organism in Eukaryota, Metazoa, Arthropoda, Insecta, Diptera, Drosophilidae. The record is from RefSeq and is a predicted model, not a curated record. Gene Ontology annotation, molecular function: transcription coregulator activity.
AAACACCUUGUUGUCUUCUAUACUAGGAGCCGAUAGAAUAUUUUAUUUUAUCGAAAUAAAAUACAGUGCAGUUUUGUUUUAUUUACAAAGAUGGCGGACAGACUAACGCAGCUGCAAGACACUGUCAAUCAGCAAGCGGAGCACUUUUGCAAUGCGAUAGGUGUUAUUCAACAAACAUCUUACCCAAGUAAGUUUGCCAAUUUCGACAGAACUGGAUCCCAAACGCCAACUUCUAAUCAACCUCAAGAGGAUUAUGCUCAGCUAUUUGCGCAAUUAAUUGCAAGAUGCGCCAAGGAUAUUGACACUUUAAUUGAAUCAUUACCAAAUGAAGACAGUUCCAUUGAGUUACAAAAUUCUAGCCUUAAGAGACUAGAAAUGGAAAAUCAAGAAACAGCGCUUCAACUUGAAAUUGUGGUACAAAAAGGAGAGCUUUUACUGGAUAAAAUACAGUCAGCUUUAGAAAAUAUUGCUCAAGCUCAGUUAGACAUGCAAACACAUAAAUCCAGUUUUCACUAAAACAAAAUUUAUUACUUUCUAAAAUUAAUAGUUUUUUCAUAACUUAUGUAUUCUUAAUGUUAAUAAUUUAAAUAUUUACAAGUAUAGGUAUAUAUAUAUAUAUAUAUGUAUCUAUAUAUUAUUUAGACUGUUUGUAACUUAAUAUAUUAUCAUUACUCAUAAAAUUACGCAUUUGUCUCAUUUUACAAAGGAAUUGCAAGUAAAAUAAAUAUAGCUAGUAUUUGUAUAUAUAUGUUUGCGUCUGAGUAAACACAAUAAAUUUACAUUUGUCAAAAACUUUUAA